AUGCCAAAAGUUGUAAAAAGUUCGGCUCGAGAAAUGAUAUUGAAGGUGAAAGAAUUCUGUGAAGCUGAACAAAAGAAUCAAGGUGUGUCAGAGAAAACUAUAACAAGAAUUACAAAAGAAGGUAUAACAGCGGCGAGGACUUCGAAAAAAAUUGUCACCCCGGGGAAGAGUCGCCCGCAUCCGAAAAAGUUCGACUUAGACGGGUUCGAUUUGUGCGCUAUCCGGCAAAAAAUUCACAGUUUUUACGUUGUGCAUAAAGAAUUACCAACUUUGGCUAAAUUACGAGCAGCUCUUAGAGAAGACAUCAAUUUUCAGGGAAGCAUCACAACAUUGCACAGGAUAUUAAAUAGGAUUGGUUUCAAGUACAAGCGAUGUCAAUCCAGACGCAAACUACUUAUGGAACGUCACGACAUUACCGCAUGGCGUGCAAGAUAUUUGGAGGCAUUUGAGUCUAUUACGGCGGCUCAGUGCACGCAUGUCGAACAUUUAGAGGAGGAAUAUUUAAAAAAUGACGGCCUUAUGGAUGAAGAAAUGGACCGAAUAAUUAUAUCUACGGCUAGUGAUACUGAAACAGAAUCUGAUUCAGUUUCCAUCCACUCUUCAGACAGUGAUGUUCCUAUGGCCGCUGAUCACAAUUAUUCAAUAAAACUCUGA
Molecule: messenger RNA, 654 nt
Organism: Parnassius mnemosyne (clouded apollo)
Lineage: Eukaryota; Metazoa; Arthropoda; Insecta; Lepidoptera; Papilionidae
Source: the annotation of a GenBank genome assembly